Messenger RNA from Tupaia belangeri chinensis (Chinese tree shrew), 3755 nucleotides. RefSeq names its product toll like receptor 3 (gene TLR3). Gene Ontology annotation, cellular component: extracellular matrix. Gene Ontology annotation, biological process: signal transduction. The record is from RefSeq and is a predicted model, not a curated record. Gene Ontology annotation, molecular function: protein binding. The coding region runs from base 241 to 2997 and encodes 918 amino acids. Lineage: Eukaryota; Metazoa; Chordata; Mammalia; Scandentia; Tupaiidae. The transcript is spliced from 5 exons.
UGUGGCUAAAUCUGUGACCCUUUCUAUGACACUCAGGAGACUGUACCCUAAAAAGAAAAAAAAAAUACAUGUUUUAAAAAGUAAUUUAGGCCACCUCAUUUGCCUUCCCUCCCUUUUGCAUUCCUUACAAUGCCUCAAACAUAAGAUUUUUUUUUUUUUUUGAACUUCAGUUUCACUUUUGAGACUGCAGUAAAGUUGCACUUGCCUGAUUGCUACCUUUGGAUUUAGACUAAGAGGCGUAUGAACGGCCAGAGUACGGAAUACGUGAAGGGCAGAAUCAUGAGACAGAGUUUACCUUCUUACAUCUACUCCUUCAUGGGACUGCUGUCCUUCUGUAUUCUGUGUGCAUCCUCCACCAACAAGUGCGUGGUGAGGCGGGAAGUCGCUGACUGCAGUCACCUCAAGUUGACUCAAGUACCGAAUGACCUCCCCACAAACAUAACGGUGUUGAACCUUACGCAUAAUCAACUCAGAAGACUGCCAUCCGCUAAUCUUACAAGAUACAACCGACUGACUGUCUUGGAUGGAGGCUUUAACUCCAUCUCAAAGCUGGAGCCAGAAUUGUGCCAGAAACUGCCGUUGUUGCAAGUUUUGGACCUCCGACACAAUGAACUGUCUCAGCUUUCUGAUAAAACCUUUAGCUUCUGCACGAAUUUGACUGAACUCAAUCUAAUGUCCAACCCAAUCCAGAAAAUUCAAAAUAAUCCUUUUAAAAAUCAGAAGAAUUUAAUCAAAUUAGAUCUGUCUCAUAACGGUUUAUCAUCUACAAAACUAGGAACUCAGGUUCAACUGGAAAAUCUCCAAGAGCUUCGAUUAUCAAAUAAUAAGAUUAGUGCACUAAGACGUGAAGAACUUGAUUUCCUUGGCAAUUCUUCUUUAAAAAUAUUAGAGUUGUCAUCAAAUCAAAUUAAAGAGUUCUCUCCAGGGUGCUUUCAUGCAAUUGGAAAAUUAUUUGGUCUCUUUCUGAACAAUGCUCAACUGAGCUCUAGUCUCAUAGAGAAGCUUUGUUUGGAGUUAUCAGACACAAACAUUCAGAGUCUCUCUCUGAGUAACAACCAGCUGUACAGAACCAGCAAUAUGACUUUCUCUGGAUUAAAGCAGACAAAUCUCAGCAUGCUCGAUCUUUCCCAUAACAGCUUAAAUGUGAUUGGUAAUAAUUCCUUUGUCUGGCUCCCACAUCUGGAGUAUUUCUCUCUGGAGUAUAACAACAUUGAACAUUUAUCUUCACACUCCUUUUAUGGGCUCGUCAAUGUGAGAAACCUAAAUUUGAAACGAUCUUUUACUAAACAAAGUAUUUCCCUCACUUCUUUUCCCAAAAUUGAUGAUUUUUCCUUUCAAUGGCUCAAGUGCUUGGAGUACCUUAACAUGGAAGAUAACAAUAUGGCAGGCAUAAGACCCAAUAUGUUCACAGGGUUGACGAAUCUGAAAUACUUAAGUCUGUCCAACGCCUUCACAAGUCUGCGAACUUUAACCAAUGAGACAUUUUCAUCACUUGCUCAUUCUCCUUUACUCACACUCAAUCUAACCAAGAAUAAAAUCUUGAAAAUCGAGAGUGGUGCUUUCUCUUGGUUGGGUCAUCUAAAGGUACUAGACCUCGGCCUUAAUGAAAUUGGGCAAGAACUCACAGGGCAGGAGUGGAGAGGGCUAGAAAAUAUUUUUGAGAUCUACCUUUCUUACAACAAAUACGUAGAGCUGACUGCCACAUCCUUUGCUUCAAUUUCAAGCCUUCAACGACUGAUGCUUCGAAGAGUGACCCUUAAGAAUGUGGCUAGCUCCCCUUCCCCUUUUCAUCCUCUUCGUAACUUGACCAUCCUGGAUCUAAGCAACAACAACAUCGCCAAUAUAAAUGAUGAACUGUUGGAGGGUCUGGAGAGACUAGAAGUUCUGGAUUUGCAGCAUAACAACUUGGCACGGCUCUGGAAACAUGCGAACCCUGGGGGUCCUGUUCAUUUUCUGAAGGGUCUGUAUCACCUCCACGUCCUCAACUUGGAGUCUAAUGGCUUUGAUGAGAUACCAGCUGAGGCCUUCAAGGACUUACCCGAACUACAGAGACUCCGUUUAGGACUGAAUAAUUUAAACAUACUCCCACCAUCUGUCUUCGAUCAUCAGGUGUCUCUCACAUCAUUGAGCCUUCAGAAGAAUCUCAUCACAUCAGUUGAGAAGAAUGUUUUCUGGUCAGCUUUCAAGAACCUGAGGGAUUUAGAUAUGAGCUCUAAUCCAUUUGAUUGUACGUGUGAAAGCAUUGCCUGGUUUGUGAGCUGGAUUAAUAAGACCCAUACCAACAUCCCUGACCUAUCAAGUCAUUAUCUCUGCAACACACCCCGUCAAUAUCAUGGGUUUCCAGCGAUGCUUUUUGAUAUAUCACCCUGCAAAGACAGCGCCCCAUUUGAACUCCUUUUCAUGAUCAGUACUAGCAUGCUAUCGAUUUUUAUCUUCGUCAUACUGCUCAUCCAUUUUGAGGGCUGGAGGAUAUCUUUUUAUUGGAAUGUUUCAGUACAUAGAGUUCUUGGUUUUAAAGAAAUAGACAGACAGCCAGAGCAGUUCGAAUUUGCAGCAUAUAUCAUUCAUGCCCAUAAAGACAGGGAUUGGGUCUGGGAACACUUUUCCCCAAUGGAAGAGAAAGACCGAACUCUCAAAUUUUGUCUGGAAGAAAGGGACUUUGAAGCAGGUGUCCUUGAACUUGAAGCAAUUGUUAAUAGCAUUAAAAGGAGCAGAAAAAUUAUUUUUGUUAUAACACAGCAUCUUUUAAGAGAUCCAUUAUGCAAAAGAUUCAAGGUACAUCAUGCAGUUCAGCAAGCUAUCGAACAAAAUCUGGAUUCCAUUAUACUGAUUUUUCUUGAGGAGAUUCCAGAUCAUAAACUGAACCAUGCACUCUGUUUGAGAAGAGGGAUGUUUAAAUCUCACUGCAUCUUGAACUGGCCGGUUCAGAAAGAACGGAUAAAUGCCUUUCAUCAUAAAUUGCAAGUAGCACUUGGAUCGAGAAAUUCAGUACAUUAAAUUUGGUUAAAGAUUAAGUUGGUGGGGCCAGCAGGUGGCAUGGAAGCUAAGAUGCUGGAUUCCACAUGUCUGACAGUGCCAUUAGGGUCCCGAACCAGAAGGCUUGAAAAUCACGCAGGGCACAUGUGCUUACAUGUUCAAAAUCCCAAAAGGAGAAUAGGGGAUGGGGAGGAUUGCAGGGUGGCCACCCCCAAAAAGAUUACAUUGGCAAAGAAUAAUUUUCCCAUUUUAGAACGCUCCAUGAUAUUCUUAAGUCUUACUUGAAAGUAAGGUCAUUGGUUUAUUCAUAUUUAUAGGUGAGAGCAUCUUAUCACAAUUACAUGUCUUCUGUGGAAAUGUGUCUUUCUAUUUCAAGCAGUUUUUGAAAAAUUGUCUUAAUUCAAUGCAAAAAAAAAAAACCAUAAGCAUGAUUAGAACAUCCUACAUAAUAAUACAUGAAGUGUCAAAAUUUGAAACUUUGAUGUAAAUCGGUCAUUACUCUCAGGGCUAAAUGAGCAUAACCCUGGAAUAAGUAAUAUUCACUCUAUUGCUGGUUCUGGAAGAGUCUCCAGUCUGCCAACCCCGGGAAUAUAUGGAGGACUCAUUUUUACUUUCACUUUAUUUGUCAGCAUUACAACUGAAACAUUUGUUUGACAGCAUUUUAGUUAAGAUCUGUUCUAUAUUGAAUAAUCCUGUUUUAUUUUGACAUCAUGGAAAUGACAACUCUUUAUUUUGACAUAUUUUGUAUAGAACCUAUUAAUUUUCUCUACUCAUUAAAA